Hemicordylus capensis (graceful crag lizard) is the source of this 4503-nucleotide messenger RNA. RefSeq names its product cilia and flagella associated protein 97 (gene CFAP97). Gene Ontology annotation, biological process: spermatogenesis. Bases 1 to 1494 code for a protein of 497 amino acids. The record is from RefSeq and is a predicted model, not a curated record. The transcript is spliced from 5 exons. NCBI's taxonomy places the organism in Eukaryota, Metazoa, Chordata, Lepidosauria, Squamata, Cordylidae.
AUGGACCGGUAUGAAGAUCUGUCGGACUGUGAAGUGGAUCAUUCCUUCUUUGAUAGUGAUUUUGAGGAAGAGGUGAAGAAAGAAGCAACAGCCACAAAAAUAGAUGGAAAGGAAAAUGGUGAGCACACACAAGUGGAAGAUACAAGUAUAGGAAAUCCUGAUGUUAAAAUAGAAACCAAAGCGGUGGUGGUUGACUGUUCUGAAGAAGAAAGACGAGAGAAAGAGACAAAAUCUCAGGAAGUGUGCACCCUAGGCAAUUGCACUGAUCAUCCUGAGAAUGCUUUGUCCUUUUUAGCUUCUUUGCAUUCAGAGACUGCAGGUACAUCUUGUAGUAUCUUGGCAGAGAGUGAAAGAAUGUAUGACAAAAAUAUUGCAAUUCAAGUUCCACAAAUAGUUAAAGAACAUGAAGAAAAUUACUAUACAGAUGAAGAAGAUAGUAGUGAUGACAGCAGAAACCAGAGGGUUAAACUUAAGAUUUCUAAGCAGUCUAACAGUGCAAAAAUUAACAAGAAUAUUGCAGCCAGUUCCUCUUCCUCUUCGUUUUCCCCAUCCUGUAGUUCUGAUACAGAUUGUUCAGACACAGAUUCUGAUGGUUGCUUGUCAGAUUCAUCUUCUUCUUCUUCCAAAAAGAAAAGCAUGUGUAGUUCAGCUCUUCUUUCGCCAAGACAAAAAUCUACUCCAGGAAUAAAGUCAGCAGAGGCAAAACCAAAACUGGGUGACUAUGCAGAAGAAUCUGAAGAUACAGUAACUGAUGUAACUCCUUUGUCAACACCAGACAUCAGUCCCAUCCAGUCUUUUGAACUUGCAGCAUCCAACGAUAAGAAGCUAAAGAUAAAAAGACAAGAAAAUGUGAGCCAGGACUUGUAUGAUCCCGACUUAGAUCACAGAUGUCAUCAAAAGGCCUUGCAUGAUGCUGUGGACUUGAAUCAUCUUUUGAAAGCCUUUCUGCAGCUGGAGAAAAAGGAACAACAGAAGCUAGUCCUGGAUCAGUCUCCUCCAGGGACAAGGAAAAACUACUCUUUUACAAAUGACGAAGUUCGGCAAAUUGAUCGGGAAAACCAAAGGCUCUUAAAAGAAUUGACAAAAUACUCUGUAAAGCCCAGAAGCAAAAGUGCCUCACUGAAGAAACCGUCAGGCCCAUCAUCUAAGAUGUACCACAGUGCCAUCAAUAGGCAGAAAGAACAGCAAAGGAUUGACAGAGAGAAUUUGGCUUUUUUGAAGAGACUUGAAGCAGUGAAACCAACAGUUGGUAUGCGGCGCUCAGAACAGCUGAUGGACUAUCAGCGGCAGAUGAGCUACCUAAGUUCUGCUCCAACCCCAAGGCGAGCAAAGUCUGCUUUAAGCCACCACAGUCCUUCUAGAGGUGCUUCACAAGCUUCCAGUCAUAGUGCAUCCAGUUCGGCAAGUCGAAGGAGUGAAAGACCCAUUUUUGACUCAUCCAAUGGAGCCCUGCAGCGACUGAACCCCACUAACAUUCCCACUGCCUGGAUAUAAUUUAUUUGCACGUUUAUCACCAAAUUUCUCAUUCCAGUGUAUUUGCAGAUUGCUGUAAUUCUGUGCAAGAGUAUUGUAAUGUUAACUGUUGGUGAUUAAAGGACACUGUAAAGUGAUAUGAACUGCAAAUGUAUUCAAAAUGUGAUUUCUUUGAGCAGGCAAAUUCUCUAUCUCCAUUGGAUAACAUUUUUCCAAUCAGUGUUUCCUCUAACAAGAUAGAUUUGUAUAAGAGAAAUGUCAUCUAAACACUGUAAAUCUUAUUUAUAUUUUUCUUUAAAUUUCAAAAUGAUGAUUGGAUUUUGAAGUGUGAGUGUUGAAUUGUUGCAUUUUUUGGACCAGAAGCAUAAAAUCUGCUUUUCAUCUAAACAGUUCAAUAAAAUUUGUAUCUGUUGAAUCCCUACAUCUUGUUUUCUUCCUGUGUAUUGAUAUUUUUAAUUUAGCAUAUUCUGUUUAUACAAAGUCUUUCAGAGUAAGUUACAUCACUGAUGUUUAAUAUAAAGUUUUACAGAAAUGGUAUAGAGAAUGUAUAUUAUUAAAUUAAUCUCCAUGAUUUAAUUGUGAACCUUGAAAUGGUGUUGGUUUGCUGCAUGAUGGAAAGCAUGAACUGUGUCCUUUCAGAUGAGCUCAUGCUCUGCCUUUUCUUCAGUUCUGUAUUCCAAGAAUUAAUUUUGAUUUUUUUAUAUCAACUCUCCAUGUGUAACACCAAUAAAAUGUGUUUCCAAAUAUUUAAUAUGACUUGCAAUUUAACCAGUACAUUAGGUUUCACCCCUUGUUUCCUAUAACUUGACAAAUCUGUUUUAGGCUGCAAUCCUAUAUACACUUACUUGGGAGUAAGCCCCUCCGAACAUACUGGAAUUUGGGAGUGAGCUCCACUGAACAUAGUGGGAUUUACAUUUGAGUAAAUGUAUAGGAUUGAGCUGCACAGUGAAUAUUAAAGAAAUAAGAAAAGCUUUCACUUUUAUGGGUUAAAUGUAGAACUUUGGCAUUACUUUUAAUGUUUUGAGCAGUAAAUUUUUAAAUGGUAGUGUGGUAACAAGUCUCUGGACUAGAGUUAUUUUUGGUGACCUCUUAAUGUGAUCUUUGGAUAGCUCUGCCAGUGUAAAGUAUUUGCAUAAUUACGUUGAUUGAAUUGUUCUUUAAAGUUUUGUUGUUUCUUGAAUGAGGUACAAAUGAUCAGCAGUUUUGUGAUCACACGUUUUAACUAGGGAUGUGCAUGAAAUGGGUUUUGUGUUUCAUUUCAAGCUUGAUGAAGGGCCUGUUUCGAGCUCGGAAUGGAACAACCCCGUUCUGAGUCGGAACACUGAGUGUUCCAAGUGCCAUUUUGGAGAGCUGUUUUUCCGGGGAGAACUGGUCUACUGAUCAGGGUAGGUGGGUAGACCAGGCCUCCGCCCUGCUUAGUGAACAGACCAGCUCAGGGCUGGUCUACCCACCACAUGAGGUGGGUAGACAAGGCCUCCGCCCUGGACAUUGCACAAUGGUCCGCCUCAGAGAACUGGUCUACCCAGUAAACCAGUCCUCUGAGGCGGGCUGACACACUAAGUCUGGGGCAGAGGCUUGGCCUACCAGCUGACCCCCAUCAGUCGACCAGCUCUCUCCAGAAAAACAGCCCUCCAAACUGGCACUUGAAACACGCAAAACGUUCUGACUCAGAACAGGAUGGUUCCGUUCCAAGCUCAAAACAGGUCUUUCAUUUGAAGGGCAUUUUGUUUUGAGCCCUGAAUACUCAAAAUGGCCUGUUUCAAGCUCGGAAUGUUCCGAGUUUGGAACGUUUUGCACAUCCCUCAUUUUAACUGUAAGCACUUUAAAAUCUUCACGUUACAGUUCUUUCCCUUGAUAAAAACCACAUUAUGUAUUCUAGGUUUAAAUAUCUUAAUGUUAAUGCUUUUUAAAAAUUGGUUAUUGGAGACACAGAUUUUGUAUAUCACUCUAAAUUUAUAAGUAAAGUAUUUAAUUGAAUUGUAUAUCUAUAUUCAGCAGUGCAAUCCCUUUUUGUGAGUUGUAUAUCCAGUAUGGCUAAGUAAGAUAUAUCAAGGUGUUAUUAAAUUAUUCCAUCAUACAGUUGAAUUCCAUCUACUUAAAUUUCUCUUUAAGUUUUUCUUCCCAGUGGCCACCUAGAACUCAACUUUAUCCCCUCAUUCUUUCUCUGUGCAUAAUUUCUAAUUAGAUUUCUUGCUUGUUUGGAGUGUGUGUAUAUAUAAUCGUAUGUCGUAUGUGCAUAAAACAUGUGCAUAAAAUGUUGGUAAAAAUGUAGUGUGUGAACAGGUAAUGAUGCACUAUACUGAUGAUCGUAUGCACUUCUUGAAGCUUCACAGAAGAGUUAAACGUGAGUUUUUGUAUCAGCAGACAAGGUUUAAUUGAGUUAACUCGGUAUAAGCAGGACUACAUAUAGCACAAUGUUCAGUUUCACAAAAUUGUUCUGAAUUAGGAUAGAGAUCAGUUAUUUUAGCAUUGUGUCUUAACAGCCCGCUAAUUCAUGAUAGUGAUAACAAUUCCCUGAUAAUUGUCUUGGGGAAUUUAUUAACUUGGGAGAGGUCCAUUUCCGGCUCAUCACGCUCUGUUGCGUUUUGAAUGGACUACCAUUCCCCUGAGAAGUUUUUCUCCAUCUUGGAAUGUAAACUGAGCUUCUGAGUAUGCACAGGUGAGCAUGGGGACAUGUAGGGCACUUGAUGUCCUUUUUUGAGUGCUUUGGAAAACUGUAUGUUCCAGCUUUCCUGCUGCUUGGGAAGCUCCUGGUUUCAGCAUUCCUGCUGCCGUAGAGGAAUGGAGACCUUGUAGAAAUCCAUAUUGGUUGCUGCUGUUGACUGAGCUGCUAACAGGCUAGCAGAGUGAAGCUCAGGGAAUUGUGGGGCAUGGUAGAGGGAAGCAAAUCUUAGAACUUGGUAGGGCAGCUACGAGGCUGGGUUUUUUCUGAAAAUGGCUCAUAUAUUAAUAAUGAAUUUUGUCAAAUCUUUUGCAGUCUUAUUGUAUAUGUUACAAAUAAAGAUGUACUGUAAAGUAUUUUUUACUCUG